AGAACCAGAGCGAGGAGGGGUUCCCGGUGGAGAUCUCGUUCCCCCCCGGGACCCUGAACACGACCCUGGCCCGGCUGGAGCCGCGCGGGCGGUACCGGCUGGAGCUCCGUGCGCGCACCCGGCACGGCCCCGGCGCGCCCCUGGUGCGCCUCGGCAGCCUCGCCCCCGAGCCCGCUGAGGAGCCCUGGCGCUCCUCGGGCCGGGCCAACUCCUCGCUGGGCCGGUACCGGCUCGGGGACCUCCGGCCCGGGACCUCGUACCGGGUGCAGUUCGUGGGGCGGAACCACUCCGGGGAGCGCGUGGCGUUCUGGGAGAGCGAGGUGCACACCAACGGCACCAUGCUGCCGCGCCCCGCGGGCGGCUUCGCCACCGAGGGUUGGUUCAUCGGCUUCGUGAGCGCCGCGGUGCUGCUGCUCCUCCUCCUCCUCAUCCUCUGCUUCAUCAAACGCAGCAAGGGGGGCAAGUAUUCGG
Messenger RNA from Onychostruthus taczanowskii (white-rumped snowfinch), 471 nucleotides. Its product is annotated as neuronal-glial cell adhesion molecule-like. The transcript has 3 exons. Gene Ontology annotation, molecular function: protein binding. The annotation marks the transcript as partial. NCBI's taxonomy places the organism in Eukaryota, Metazoa, Chordata, Aves, Passeriformes, Passeridae. The record is from RefSeq and is a predicted model, not a curated record.